This is a messenger RNA of Acanthisitta chloris (rifleman), 931 nucleotides long. Its product is annotated as lysine-specific demethylase 2A-like. NCBI's taxonomy places the organism in Eukaryota, Metazoa, Chordata, Aves, Passeriformes, Acanthisittidae. Gene Ontology annotation, molecular function: protein binding; histone demethylase activity; transcription coregulator activity. Gene Ontology annotation, biological process: protein demethylation; regulation of transcription by RNA polymerase II. The annotation marks the transcript as partial. The transcript is spliced from 5 exons. The record is from RefSeq and is a predicted model, not a curated record.
AUGAGAACGCGGAGGAGGGGGGUGCGGCGCGGCUGAACGGCCGAGGGGGCCGGGCGCAGGACGGCGACGAGAGCUGCAUGCAGCGCGAGGUCUGGAUGUCUGUCUUCCGCUACCUCACCCGCAGGGAGCUCUGCGAGUGCAUGCGGGUGUGCAAGACCUGGUACAAGUGGUGCUGUGACAAGAGAUUGUGGACAAAGAUAGACUUGAGCAGGUGCAAAUCCAUCACACCCCAGGCGCUGAGCGGCAUCAUCAAAAGACAGCCGGUCAGCCUCGACCUCAGCUGGACCAAUAUCUCCAAAAAACAGCUUACGUGGCUCGUCAACAGGCUGCCAGGCCUGAAAGACCUCAUCUUAGCAGGCUGUUCCUGGUCUGCGGUCUGUGCUCUCAGUACCUCCAGCUGCCCCCUUCUCAGGACCCUCGAUCUUCGGUGGGCAGUAGGAAUCAAGGACCCUCAGAUCCGGGAUUUACUCACACCUCCAACAGACAAACCCAGUCAGGACAAUCGCAGCAAACUCCGCAACAUGAUCGAUUUCCGGCUCGCCGGGCUGGACAUCACCGACGCCACGCUGCGCCUGAUCAUCCGCCAUAUGCCCCUGCUCUCCCGCCUCGACCUCAGCCACUGCAACCACCUCACAGACCAGUCGGCCAACCUCCUCACCGCCGUGGGCUCCUCCACACGCAACUCCCUCACCGAGCUCAACAUGGCAGGCUGCAAUAAGCUGACGGACCAGGCCUUGCUGUACCUGCGCCGCAUCUCCAACGUCACCCUAAUCGACCUGCGAGGUUGCAAACAGAUCACCCGCAAAGCCUGUGAGCACUUCAUCUCGGACCUGUCCAUCAACAGCCUCUACUGCCUGUCCGAUGAGAAGCUGAUCCAAAAAAUCAGCUAGAGACCCUUCCCAGGGCAGACUGAGGAGAAGGAAAAGAGCCC